Messenger RNA from Rhineura floridana, 1481 nucleotides. RefSeq names its product DNA polymerase beta (gene POLB). Gene Ontology annotation, cellular component: nucleus. Bases 68 to 1279 code for a protein of 403 amino acids. Gene Ontology annotation, biological process: double-strand break repair via nonhomologous end joining. Gene Ontology annotation, molecular function: DNA-directed DNA polymerase activity; DNA binding. The record is from RefSeq and is a predicted model, not a curated record. NCBI's taxonomy places the organism in Eukaryota, Metazoa, Chordata, Lepidosauria, Squamata, Rhineuridae. The transcript is spliced from 14 exons.
UUCCGGGCGUUUUGGACUCCAACUCCCAGCAGCCCCAGCCAGCACGGCCUUAUUGACGCGGUGGCUGAUGGGCGUUGGAAUCCGAAACACUUGGAGGGCCCUGGGCCGUGGGACGGUUGCCGUACUGGGCGCACGAGUGGGCUUCCUCCGAGGGAGCGGAGCCGGAAAGGGGGCGGUGCUCGUGCCCAUCGCCGUGUCCUCCGGCCUGCGAGCCUUCCAGGGACGGAAGCGGCCUGUGCUGGAGCCUGGGCGGCGCGCCCCUACCCCCGAAAUGAGCAAGAGGAAGGCGCCGCAGGAGAACCCCAACGAGGGCAUCACGGACUUCCUCAGUGAACUGGCCAACUAUGAGAGGAAUGUGAACAGAGCCAUCCACAAGUACAAUGCCUACAGGAAAGCAGCCUCUGUGAUAUCCAAAUACCCAAGCAAGAUAAAAAGCGGAGCUGAAGCAAAGAAGCUGGACGGAGUAGGAGCUAAAAUUGCUGAAAAGAUUGAUGAGUUUUUAUCUACUGGAAAAUUACGUAAGCUGGAAAAGAUUCGGCAGGAUGAUACGAGCUCUUCUAUCAAUUUCCUGACCAGAGUCAGCGGCAUAGGUCCUGCUGCUGCCAGGAAAUUCGUCGAUGAAGGAAUUAAAACCCUGGAAGAUCUAAGGAAAAAUGAACACAAACUGAACCAUCAUCAGCGAAUUGGGUUAAAGUACUUUGAAGACUUUGAGAAAAGAAUUCCAAGGACAGAGAUGUUAGAGAUGCAGGAAAUCAUCUUGAAUGAGGUGAAGAAUGUAGAUCCCAAAUAUAUUGCUACAGUGUGUGGCAGUUUCCGCCGAGGUGCAGAAUCAAGUGGGGAUAUGGAUAUCCUCCUGACCCAUCCAAACUUCACUUCAGAAUCCUCCAAACAGCCGAAGCUUUUGCAUCAAGUUGUGGAGCAACUGGAAAGCAUCCAUUUUGUUACAGAUACGCUUUCAAAGGGAGACACCAAAUUCAUGGGAGUAUGUCGACUCCCAAGCAAAGAUGAGGAAACUGAUUACCCAUACAGGAGAAUUGAUAUCAGGUUGAUUCCCAAAGAUCAGUAUUACUGCGGAGUCCUGUACUUCACCGGGAGUGAUAUAUUCAAUAAGAACAUGCGAGCCCGUGCAUUGGAAAUGGGCUUUACCCUCAAUGAGUACACCAUCCGGCCCUUAGGCAUCACUGGAGUCGCAGGGGAGCCCCUGCCUGUGGACAGCGAAGAGGACAUCUUUGACUGCAUCCAGUGGAAGUAUCGCGAGCCGAAGGAGCGGAGUGAAUAGCUGCUCGCCCAAGCCCAGGCACCUCUGAAAGCCCUUGUCUUGGGCUGAGGUGUUGUUGGCAGUUGAGCCUGGGCCCAUAAUUCAUUGCUUGAUCCUGUUGUGUAAGAUCUCUGUAGGGUGUGUGAGUGUGGCUGUUCAUAACACCUUUGGAGCUUCAGAAUAGCGUGUGUGCUGUAAUUAAAACACUAACUGGUGUGCAUUA